AUGACAGCUGGCAUUGUCGUCCUGGAAGUAACAAGGGUCCACCCCGUAAAACUGACACAACGUAGGAAGCACAUUGUCAUCCAAAAUAGUGCGGCAGUAGGCAUCGGCGUUGAGCUUACCAUGAAUGGGGACCAAGGGUCCCAAUCCAUACCAGGAGAAACACCCCCAGACUAUAAUUCUACCUCCGCCGAACAGAAAGUUAUCAUCUCAGCAAAGAAAAGACUAACAUCAACAAAAUCCAGUUCAUGUGGAGAUAAAACUAACACGAAUAAACUAGAUGGUUUGCCAACUCGAGAGCAUGCCACGUAUAAUUGUCCGUGUGAAAAACAUGGUGUGGAAGACAAGUUACUGGUCAGACUGGAAGAACACGAGCCCGAACAAGCCCAGUCACAAGAUGAGGAGUGUGCCAUAUGUAUCAGUGCCAAAGCUACGAUGCAAACCUUUCCAUGUGGUCAUAAAGUAGUGUGCCGCCGAUGUUUCGUCAAAACCAUCCAGAUGGCAGUCUCUCAGCGUCUGUUGCCACUCCGCUGCGUCAUGUGCCGUGCCAAGAUUCUCAAACUCAAACAACUCACCUCAAAUCACAAACACGGUGUCACACUCCGAGAAGAGUUCCCCACCUCUGCAAGGGUUCUCAAUUCCCCGUGUUCCAAAAUCCAAGGAAACGUCUACCGCACCCUCAACCGACCCGUUCGCAAAUUGUACAUAGACAGUCCUGACAUUUUAAACCAAUUAGCCUCACAUAGCAGGCCCAUUUCGAGCCCACGUGUUCUUUUGGCCAUUCCAGAAGGUGAGGAACUGGAGUUGGUGAAUAGCGUUCAAGAACGCUGCCCUGAAGAGUGGCCUGCUGAUCCCCUUAAAGUUGCCAAAGAUCCAUUGGUUGUGAAGUGGCUGUCCAGAUUUCGCCAAUUCAAACCACCUUCCAUUAUAAAAGGCAUCAAAAACAGAUGGAGAAAAUAAUGAUAUCGGUUGGAGGCGCUUAUCAUUCCUGAAACAUUUAAAGCAACGAAUAGGUUUUGAAAAACACUCUUUUUUCUUCGAGCUUAAAUAAGUUAGUUUUUAAUAUCAACUCUCGAAAUCUGAAUGCAAAUAUCUUUCUUCGAUCAUGUUUUUGGUGCUCCUUUUUUUUUUUUUUUUUUUUUUUUUUUUUUNUUUUUUUUUUUUUUUUUUUUUUUUUUUUUUUUUUUGCUUUGCGGGAACGAGAAGUAAUCCAACCUCAAUGAGAAUGACCAAAACUUCCACCGGUGAAUGUUGACAAUCACAUAGUCACUUUGGUAAAUGUUCCGAAAUACUAGGUCCAGUUAGGUGACACUUCCCAGUAUACAUUUGCCCGGUAUGCCCUACCUCAAUGUUUUUUAAGGUUCAGUGCCACAGCUCGGUAUACAUUUGCCCGGUGUACCCGACAUCAAUGUUUUUUUAAGAUCAAGUGUCAUUGUCCAGUAUGCAUUUAACCGGUACUCUGAACAGUGAUGUUACUUCUAAUCUAUCUUUAGCACAUGUUAAAAUAUCGAAUAAAUAUAAUAAUAUCGACGAAUAAAUUAAUAUAAAAUCGGAUAUAACAAAUAUUUUGGACGAUCACCAAAGCGACUAUGUGACUGUUGACAUUCACUGGUGAAAGUCGACAUUCAUGUUAACAUAUACAUCUUUCAUCGUGAACGGGAUCGGAAACCACGGCCUAAACUGCAUUUUUUUUUAUAUUGACUAUUUCAAAUGUUACCUGCAGUCCAGAUAGAAGUUAAUGAAAUAUAAUAACGGAAUGCGCAACGAAAAUUAAUAUUAUAGCAUUGAAUUAAUAUUAUUCACUUUAAAUAAUCAUAAAUUAUUCUUUUCUAUUUUUAACUAGUUGCUUAAGUCAAAUGAUUGAAAAUGCAUGAACGGUGAAUAAAGUUUGAGUCAUUAGUGUGUUUCUAAUCCUGUAAACUAAGAGUGUUUGUUUAAACAUAAUAAGGCAAUAAUAUCAAUACAGCAAAUAAUACUUUAUAAAUAAUGAAGUAAUAAUUAGAAGUGGAUGUGAUUUUUGUAUAAUUUCAGGAAUGAUAAGAUCUUACUUCAAAGUCUGGCUACCAAAUGGCAACCACAGUGACUUGAUGUUUGGCUAUUUCUUAUGACUUAUUUCUUAACUUUAACACUAAAAAAAAAACCUUUCAAUCUGUAAAAAUUUUAAAAGAAAUUUAAAGUUUUGAAGUGAUUUUAAACUCAUCAGAUUCGAACCAUUCGGAAAAAUAGUUUUCUUUAAGCCAUCUAAUGUCUAUUAUAAUUGUAAAAUAAUAAAGUAAGUCAAAAGGACUUAUUAUUAAUAAUUUGGUAUUAUUUAAUUGUACUGAAUAAAGUUUAAAGGGCAUAAAAUCAAUUUUCUCUCUCUGCAGUAUUGUACAGUGAGCAAA
Parasteatoda tepidariorum (common house spider) is the source of this 2381-nucleotide messenger RNA. The record is from RefSeq and is a predicted model, not a curated record. NCBI's taxonomy places the organism in Eukaryota, Metazoa, Arthropoda, Arachnida, Araneae, Theridiidae.